Molecule: messenger RNA, 2140 nt
Organism: Trachemys scripta elegans
Lineage: Eukaryota; Metazoa; Chordata; Testudines; Emydidae
Gene: FAM32A
Product: family with sequence similarity 32 member A
Exons: 4
Coding region: 86-391 (101 amino acids)
Cellular component (GO): nucleolus
Source: RefSeq, a predicted model, not a curated record
UUAAGCUGUUGCCCCGCCCACCGGGCCCGUUCCGCGGUGUGUAACCCGGAAGCGCUCGGGCGCCUGGCCUAGGCCCUGGCGCGGGAUGGCGGAUUAUGAGAGUGUCCAGCGCGCGCCGCUGCGGCUGAAGGGGAGCGGUGCGACCCCGGCGCUUGGGAAGCGGAAGAAGAAGAAGGCGGCUAAGGACAAAAGCAAAAUCCUGGAGCAGAUCGUGAGCAGUAAGAAGCAAGAGGAGGAGAAGAAGCGGGCUCUGGACAAGCGGACCCCUGCACAGCUUGCCUAUGAGAAGAUGCAAGAGAAAAGGCAAAUGGAAAGAAUACUGAAGAAAGCCUCCAAAACACAUAAACAAAGAGUUGAAAUAUGGACUUUAUUUAGUUUCCUGAAGAUUUGACUACUGCAGUGUCCUCUGUGCAGGCCUGCAUGUUACAUUGACCCAGAAACUUAAACUGGUACAAAAUACAGCCACAUGCUUAGUAAUCAGAAUCCCUAGCUUGGGAGCACAGUGAAAUGGUAAAACUUGAAGAUGAUACAGUGAUUUAGGUUCUUCAAAUCUAGAGAAGACUGAAGAAUUUCAUAAGGACCUAAUAAACUAGGUGAAUGGGCCGUACAAUGGGCUAUGGAAUUCAAUAUUGACAAAUGCAAGGUGUAAUGCAUAUGGUACCCAUUGCUGGGUUCUAAAUGAACUAUUAAGUAAGGGGGAAAAGUAAUCUGUGUUGGUAUAUAUAAAGUAAAUGAUUGGAAAUAUAGAAACUAGUGGAACAUCUUCACCUGAAAUACUGUGUUCAGUUCUUGUCACCCUGUCAUCCAAUCUCAAAAUACAUAACAGAUGUAGAAGGGACUCUAGAGCAGAAUUGGGCAAACUUUUUGGCCUGAGGGCCACAUCUGGGUAUGGAAAUUAUAUGGUGGGCCAUGAAUGCUCACAAAAUUAACAAUUCAGAAACUUGAUUUAAUAAAGAUACAUUUUAGUGGAAAUAAACAUAAAACCUUACUUACUAUUAUAAAUAUAUCAUCAUAACAACGUAUUCUGAUAAUUAAACUAAAUUUACCACCUUUCCAUGCCCUUUCUCUCUAGCCUGAAUUUGUCGGGCGUCAGCUUCCAGUCAUUGGAACUCAUUGAGAUUCACCAGCCUCCUGCUCUCAGAAAUCUCCUCCCACAUAGGUCCCAACAGCCCACAGCUUUGAAAACCACCACUGAGCACUUACCUAAGCCAACAAGUAGCAGGCACAUGGGCUUGCACAUUCCAGGCUCUGAUGGUGCGUUUGGGUUGUGCAGCCGGAGUAACAUGCGUGCCCUCACGCCUGUCAGACAGGUCCUGAACACGCUGGAGCACUGGGCGGGCAGAGCAGGGCAAGCCCCCACCCCCAGCUGGAGCGCUGAAGCGGGGCAAUGGAGCUCAAGGGUCAGAUUAAAAGGUUUUACGGGCUGGACGCGGGCCAUAGUUUGCCCACCCCUGCGCAAGAGACAAGCAGCAGAAAUAGAGGCAUUAAGAGACUUGUAUAUGAAGAGACAAAUGGAGGAUUAGGACUGUCCUUGUUUUGGAGAGAAGACAAGGAUAUUAGUGAGGUAUAUAAAAUAGGUGGUAUAGAAAGGUAAAUGUGUUAUUUCUAUGUAAUCUUGUUAAAUACAGGAGAAGAGGAAUAGUGAAUGAAAUUGAAAGGCAACAGAUUUACAACUGAUAAAAGAAAAUUAAUCUGUGUAGCUCACAACCACAACUUAUUGAAGUCAAGAGUUUUUACCAGGAUCCAGUAAAGGAUUAGCCACCUAUAAGGAUUUCUUAAAUGAUACAAGGUCAAAAGCUAACCACUUGAUGGGAAAUUAGGUAGAAACUUUCUUUCUGGGCAUUCUAUUCCAUAACUGUCCAUUGUGGGGUUUCUUGCCCCUUUCUCUGAAGCAUCUGUUCAUUCCCUCUAAAGCACCUGGCAUUGGCCACUGUUGGAAGACAGAAUACUGGGCUAGAUGGACCAUUGGUCUGACCCAGUAUGGCUGCUCUUAUGUUUUUAUCUGGUACUGGCAGACAGUAUACUAUAUCAGUUCUGCUAAUGGUUUGAUUUGGAAUUGCCAAGUAUAAACAUGGUGGAGGAAAUAGCAAGGUCAGGUAUGUCAGUAAUAUAUAUCUUAAAAUACUCUCUUUUUUUUUUU